Pocillopora meandrina is the source of this 20298-nucleotide messenger RNA. The record is from the annotation of a GenBank genome assembly. NCBI's taxonomy places the organism in Eukaryota, Metazoa, Cnidaria, Anthozoa, Scleractinia, Pocilloporidae.
AGCUGAGUUCCAGAAUAUUUUGAAUUGGGGUUAAGUUCCAUUCCAACAGCUGCAGGUGUUCUGAUUCGCGACUGACUGAACAGCCAGAACUUACAGUGAUUUUGGCACAGAACAGCUAUUUUUCCAACAGCUGGUUGAAUUUUUUUUCUGUCCACCAGAUUAAUCACUUCCCAGUAGCUUGUUGUGAAUGUAACCUGCCACACAAUCUGCUGGGUCAGUGGUUUAUCUGGUGGAUGGUAUUGUUGAUUCAAUCCAGCAACAGCAAGUACCUGAAAGUUUAAUUCAACUACUGCUACCAUCUCACAGGGAAAGCAACUUGAAAAGUGAGUGUUUAUCUUGUAUGUAUAAUUGAGAUCUAGAUAUAAAUUUAUGUAUAAAAAAAUAAAGAUAAAAAUAGUAAUAAUGAUAAUAAUAAUAAUAAUGAUAAUAAUAAUAAUAAUAAUGAUAAUAACAAUAAUAAUAAUAAUAAUAAUAAUGAUGAUGAUGAUACUGAUGAUAAUAAAUAGACCUUCUGCUGGCAAUAGAGCUUCAGUAGUCUGCAACAGAGUGCAUCAACUGAUAACCACAACUACUUGAUUUGAGCUUCAUUACACAGUGCAUGUACAUGUGUAAGGAUACAUUGUACACCAGUAUGAUGGUUAACAUUUGCAACUUUGUGUGUGAUAACAUCAUAUUCAAUUUUAUAUGUAAACAAGAAUUAGCAUGACACAGCAUAGUAAGGUAAGAAUGUUCAGGAAUAUAAGUACAUCACAGACAAUUUACAGAGUCAAAACAAAACUAAGCUUACAUGUACUUGGAUUUUGUUCCACUUAUUUUGAGAUGGCCAAUGAAAGAGUUGCCAGUAAUCAGAUAGUUGUGUUCGCACAAAGAUUUCUGGAAUUGCCACAGGGCAAAGAAGAAAUAAGUGAUGAGGAACAUGAGGAUUAAUCCCUACUAGGUCAAAAUUUAUACCUACUCAUUGUUGAUGAUGAAAUGGUUCAGAUUUAAACUGAUUUUCAAUGCUAACCAUUCUCAACAAUCACAACAAAUAAACAAUGUAGGUGUUUUAUUAACUUUAAUAUAUCAUGAUUGAUAAUGUUAUGCUCAAGUAAACCAUUUCAAUUUCCUGCUGACUUGAUUGAGGUACAGCUGUAGCUGUUUUUGUAGCACUCUUUUGUAUUACCAAGCCAUUAAAAAAAAGCUAGAAGUAGCCUUACUACUAGUAAACAGAACUUCAUUCUUUUAUUUCAGAGCAAUUUAUGGCUGAUUUUUCACAAUUUUGAACCCAUUAAGUGAUGUCAAUUUCACACUAAAACUUAAAACAUACAUGCAUGGAGCAAAGUUUACUGGUGGGUUUUAAGAUAGCUCAGAUGUUCUCCAGGCUUGAUCUGUUUUUAAUGCUUUUUAUAAUCUUCCAUAAUUAGUCAGUUGGCCUCUGAGCUACAAUCUGUUUGCAUAGUUUUGCUGGCCACUCACAGCUCUCACCUUCCCUUAGCUGAGGGUCCACCAGGUGUUUGGUAUGAUCACUGUCUGCUCCUGAGUAUAUGGGAUAUAUAUAGCUCAUCAUCUGAUUUGGAGUGGUUAACUUGAUUGAAAGUCCUAGCAGAUUUCUUUGACACAGUACGUUCCACUCAUUUUGAGUUGGCCAGUGAAUGAGUUGCCAGUAAUCAUGCAGAUACUGGUGUUUGUGCAAAGAUUUCUGGGAUUUCCAAGGGGCAAACAUUGCAAGUUGUUAGAGGGAAAUAGAUGGCAUGAGGACAUUUCUAGGUCAAGUGAUGGAUUGUUUGAGAAAAUCAAAAGGUUUUUUAGCAGCCACUCAACUCCUUCUCCUCCAGUUGUGCAUUACUCCUUCAGCAACCCAUUAGUACCUACUCAUGGUUGCACAUAUAAUGGUUCAGCUCCUUUAAGUCUAUGUUCUUCAGCUCAGUGGUGUAUAUUUCUACAGCUCUGAUUACAUCAGUUGCCUUAUCUAGUGACUCAACCCUUUGAUUCAUUUUCUGACUUUAAUUUUAAUUUGAAUUAAUCAUCUAAACACAUUAAAAAUUAUCACCUAGUGCUUUGAUAAGAAUAUGUUUUAAGAAGUGUGAAUUAAAUAAUAACUGGCUGCCUUUAAGAAAGAACCUCUGUACAUUGGGCUUGAGACAAAACCUUGGGUUGAUUUUCUUUAUCAUGUUUUUUGAUCUGAGUACCGUAUAAGCUUGGUUGUACAAACUGGAGAUGUGUCCAGUUUUCUUUGAUGUUUGCCAUCAGAUGUGAUCAUUCAUAUCUUUGAGGGAUUUUACAUCUAUUGGGUAGGAGGUCAAAAAACACAAAUCUUUAUUUGUAUUUGGGCUUUGACAUCCACUGAGAUUGAUUUUGUAUUUUUCAGUUAUUAUGACUAAUGAUUCUUGGUAGAUUUCUGCAGUAAAGCAGAUUAUCUUAGUUUAAUAUAAUUCUGUCCUAUAAUAAACUAACAUUAACUUCUACAGUUGCAUCAAUUAAACAUUGCUUAAAUGGACAGGACUGGAGGCUAGUUAUUGUGUCCAGGCUUCAUUAUGGGAAAUUAAAUUGCAUGGUAACAAGUUGCUGAAUUUUAGUUUUUAUGUUUUUCUGUAUUUUUUUUUUUCAGGAGCUGAUUGGCAAUGUCAGAAACUGCGAAAACUGACCAGAGCAGUUCAAAGAACAUUAAUGGUGACCCACCAAAGAUUAAUAUUAGUCUUCCAGAGAUAAAUGAACUAACCCAGAAUUCUAAACGCUGGAAGGAUGUUCAACUCCCAAUUGACAUUCUGUUGUUAACAGUAAAGGACUGUGAGUUCUUAAGCUGCUACUAUUACAUUGCUGGUCCAUUCAGAAGCUAUUUUAAAGGGAUCGGUCAUGUAUACUUUGGGAGCAUUGGUGGAGACCAGGAUGUUAAACUGACAGUUGCUUUGAUGAAAUGCUCAGAGGGUUCUAAAGUUCCUGGAGGUGCUUUGACCAUUGUAAAAAAUGCUGUUAGUCAGCUGAGGCCAAAAGCUGUCUUUACUGUGGGCCACUGUAGUGGUAUGAAUCAGGAAUCAACAAAGCUGGGGGAUGUGGUUGUAUCAGAAAAGCUCAUCACCUAUUCCUGUCAGAAGGUUAGAAAGGAUGGAAAGAAAUUUUCUGGGUUCACAACUCCUGUAAGCAGAAACACUGCUGAACUCAUCAAAUGUGCUUGUGAUGGUUGGAAUCCACCCUUACAAAAUCCUAAAAAAAGGAAAGUUGAACUCCACUGUGGUGAGGUUUUGAGUGGUUCUGAGCCCUUACAAGCUGAGUGGCAACGAGACGAACUAGUGAAGUCAUUUCCCGAAGCAAUUGCAAUUGAAACAGAAGGAGAGGGUAAGGUCUAUUUUUCCUUUGAAGUAACUUAAUUAGCGUAAAAUCUGCUCAAAGAGAUAUUUGCAUAUAUUUGUAUCCUGAAACAGAGAGAGUUGAUACUUAUGUGGUGGGUAAGCUUUUUUACCAGUGUCAAGAGAUGCACUGGCUUGUGUGUGAACAUACUCAACUUCAGAUCAAGAGGUCUGGUUUCAAGCCCUGGGCUAAAAUGAUUGUGUUGUAGUCUUGGCUGGGAGGCUUAAAUACUCUCACAGUGCAUCUCCACACCCAGGAGUAUAGACGGCUACUGAUGAACUGACCCAUAUUUCAUAUACAUGUGGAGGGAGUAAGAGUACAGUCUUAGUGGCUGAAUGGUAUGGGACCUGGGAGAAGCUUGUGCUACAGGGAUUAGCUCUGCACUUAUAGUAUAUGUAAGGUGACUUUGCAAAAUAUAUCUCCAGUUCCUUACAAAUCUAUGAUAACAAUGAUAACAAUGGGAGAGGUUAAAAUCAAUAGAUGUUGGAGCAAAUUUGUUGUUUUAUUCAUAAAAGCUUGUUAUUUUUGUUUCAGAAAUUUUCAGUGCAGCACACGAUCUGAAAAUGGAGUGGGUUGCCGUCAAGGGUAUUUCAGGAUAUGCAGAUGGAACUGAAACAAAAGAAAACUGGCAAACAUUUGCAAGUGUAACAGCAGCUUCUCUUGUUGUCAGCAUUCUAAACCAGUGCAGUAUUUUUGAAGAUUGGCCACAUUACAAAGGUAAACAGAUCAGCUUUGGUCUUUGCAGUCACUAGCUAGUCUUGUAUGCUGUUUAGUUUUAAUUUUUUAUAAAUGAGUUGCAACCGAAUUACCAAAACUGAAUUAAAAACAUGAUUAAUGACCUAUGAUCAUGCGUGACCAAUCAGAACAGCUCUUGCAUCACAAAAUUAAUGUUACCUGUUUGUCAGCAAUUUCACAGCCUCUGCUUAUUUAUGGGAUGCUUUCAAGCUUUUGAUAGCAUUUUCGCUCUGGGAAGAAGACCACCGACCCCCUAAUAAUACACUUAGAAACUCCUGCCCUAACCCCUCUUCUUCCCCCUCCAGCCCAACUCCCAUUUUAUAAACCACACACAACCCACAUUCCCCUAAUCGGUCCGACGAAGUGCUAACAGUUGAAACAUCAGCUUUAGAAAUUCUUCACGAAGGCCAAUUUACAUUAUCAACCCAGUUAAUAAAACCAAUUUAUCAUUGCUAACUGAACAUUUGAUUCACAUUUCUUAAUAGUAGUAAGAGUAAUCCUAUGAUAAACUCCUGUUAGAAAUGGAUGCAAACCCUUACGAACUUGCGAUUUAUGUUGGAGCAAAUUUGUUGUUUUAUACAUGAAACCUUGUUGGUUAAAGUGUCUUGAGUUGUCUGUGUAGCACAUAAUCCCUUCAUAGAGUGGCUGUGCGCUGUCAUCAAAGGAAAUGUUGAAGAAAUGAUGAACGUUAUUAUUACAAAAUUAUUGAAUGAAACUGGACAAUACUUUAUAUUUCGUUGGGGCAAAUUCGAGUUUGGAAGAAGUGUAGUCUCCAUGCAUGCUAAUGGGAGGUCCAAAGAGUAAUGUUCCCUUUGGUGUAGGGAAGAGAACAUUUAUCAAGCUAUUUGCUUGCUUUCGAAACUGGAAAAGUGUCUCUUCAUUUGUCGGUAGCCAAAUCAAAGCGAAGGAAGAUCAUUUGAUGCGUUUGUAUAUUUUCACGUAGUUUUAUGGUAGCGCAAAAUUCACUCACUACUCAACUGCCGACUGUAAGCAUAAGGCUGCCACUAUUUCCUCCUGCGUUUUAGGCUUCGGAAUCUAUUGAACUUAAGAAACAAACUGGUGAGUUGUUUUCAUCAGCAAUACAUUUUUUGACGAAUAGCUUUUGCUGGAAAGAAAUUUUCCCGCCUACUAAAAUGCAAAGAUACAAGAAAUACCGUCGCAAACUUCCUUUUUUAAUGCCGGUCUCUGUCUUUCUACACUGGCUGUUUAUUUUACAGAAAGGGUAGUUUUUUCCAAGUAUUUUGUUCGAUAGGUCACCAAACUAGAAAAAAAAAUUCAGUUUGUGUAUGUGAGCCUCCUUAUCAUGUGUAAAACGCUAUAUAUAUAUAUAUAUGUGUGUGUGUGGGUAUAUAUAUAUAUGUAUGUGUAUGUGUGUGUGUGUGUGUGUGUGUGUGUGUGUGUGUGUCUCUAUAUAUAUAUAUAUAUAUAUAUAUAUAUAUAUAUAUAUAUAUAUAUAAAUAUAUAUAAUAUGUAGGGAUGCGUAAUGCAAUCACGAGAAAUGGCCGUAAACGACAGAAAAACCUUUAAACUUUUAAACGGAAAAGGAGAGUCGUCAAGGCUAUGUACAAGCUUAUUUAUUUAGAGUGGCUUUUCCCAAGCUGCUCGUUGUAUGGAAAAGAGUCUUUUUAAGAGCCUUUUGCUCGAUUGCAAACUAAAAUCCGUUUACAUGGCGAUGAAAAUUUUUCUUACUGUGCGAAAAAAAAAAGAACAAGGAAUCUUCUGUUCGCGUAUGUGGGCGUGCAUUUUUCGUGUAAAAUGAUGCACAGUAGGGAUGCAUAAUGCAGUGGCGCGAAUUGGCCUUGAAACAAAUCCAUCAGGAGAUGCUUCAUGAGGAAAGGAAAACAUUCCCUUGCUACAAUGAAUCUGUGGGCUCAAAUAUUAUGUUCUGGUCUAAUUAUUUUUGUUCAUUUGUUAUCAUGCAGGUAGAUCUACUAAACAUUUGCGUCGGCCAAAGGUGAAACGCCGUGAUGAAGAGUCGUCUCCGAGUGACGCCCUAGCUCCGAAGAAAAGAAAAACUCGUCUCGCAGGUAAAAUGAGGACAUAUCUAUGGGCGUGCCGUCAACUUCCACCCCUUAACCUCAUAGUUCUUCCCACGGCCUUUGUAAAAAAAAAAGAUGCGCGGAUCCCAACCUAAUGGCAUGAAUAGAUGCGAUACGCGCUACCUGCUAUCUUCUCAUCUUGAUGCUUUUGGUUGAUGUUUCAUUAGGAAAGGAAAAAGCUGCAUUGCUACAAUGAGUCUGUUAGCUCAAAUAAUCUUUUGGUCUAAUUAUUCUUUUUACAAUUUGUUAUCAUGCAGGUGGUUCUGCCAAACAUUUGCGUUGGCCAAAGGUGAAACGCCGUGAUGAAGAGACGUCUCCGAGUGACGCCUUAAUUUCGGAGAAAAGAAAAUCUCGUUCGGCAGGUAAAAUGAGGACAUAUCUCUGGGCGUGCUAGGUAACCUUCACUUCCCAAACCCAUCUUCCUUCCCCCUGCCUUUGUAAAAUGAAAAUGCGCGGAUCCAGCAAAAUGGCAUGAAUAGAUGCGAUACGUACUACUCGUUAUCGUCUCAUCUUGAUACUUUGCUGUGAUGUCUUUAUGUUUGUAGUCAAGCAUGAAGUUCCCAAGCGACGAAGAUUUAGAGUGGCUGUACCCAAGUUGCUUAUUGUUUAAAAAAAAGGUGUGUUGUAGAGCUUUUCGCUCGAUUGCAAACGAGAGAUAUAAAUGGUGUGUCACUAAAUCCAGUUACUUAGCGAUGACAAAUUUACUUACUGGCUGGGAAAAAAAACCAUAUAUCUUCUGUUCGCGUAUGUAGGUGCGUAUUUUUCGCGUAAAAUGAUGCACAGUAGGGAUGCAUAAUGCAGUGGCGCGAAUUGGCCUUGAAACCAAUUCAUCAGGAGAUGCUUCAUGAGGAAAGGAAAAAGCUCCCUUGCAACAAUGAAUCUGUGGGCUCAAAUAUUAUGUUCUGGUCUAAUUAUUUUUGUUCAUUUGUUAUCAUGCAGGUAGAUCUACUAAACAUUUGCGUCGGCCAAAGGUGAAACGCCGUGAUGAAGAGUCGUCUCCGAGUGACGCCUUAACUCCGAAGAAAAGAAAAACUCGUCUCGCAGGUAAAAUGAGGACAUACCUAUGGGCGUGCCGUCAACGUCCACCCCUUAACCCCAUAGUUCUUCCCACGGCCUUUGUAAAAUAAAAAUGCGCGGAUCCAGCAAAAUGGCAUGAAGAGGUGCGAUACGCGCUACCUGCUAUCUUCUCAUCUUGAUGCUUUUGGUUGAUGUUUCAUUAGGAAAGGAAAAAGCUGCAUUGCUACAAUGCGUCUGUUAGCUCAAAUAAUGUGUUCUGGUCUAAUUUUUUUUUUACAAUUUGUUAUCAUGCAGGUGGUUCUACCAAACAUUUGCGUUGGCCAAAGGUGAAACGCCGUGAUGAAGAGUCGUCUCCGAGUGACGCCCUAACUCCGAAGAAAAGAAAAACUCGUCUCCCAGGUAAAAGGAGGACAAUUCUAUGAGUGUGCCGUCAACUUCCACCCCUCAACCCCAUAGUUCUUCCUAAGGCCUUUGUAAAAUAAAAAUGCGCGGAUCCAGCAGAAUGGCAUAAAUAGAUGCGAUACGUACUACUCGUUUUCCUCUCAUCUUGAUACUUUGCUUUGAUGUCUUUAUGUUUGUAGUCAAGCAUGAAGUUCCCAAGCGACGAAGAUUUAGAGUGGCUGUACCCAAGUUGCUUAUUGCAUGGAAUAGGGUGUUGUAGAGCUUUUCGCUCGAUUGCAAACAAGAGAUAUAAAUGGUGUGUCACUAAAUUCAGUUACUUAGCGAUGACAAAUUUACUUACUAGCUGGGAAAAAAAAUCAUAUAUCUUCUGUUCGCGUAUGUAUGUAUGCGUAUGCGUAUGCGUAUGAUGCACAGUAGGGAUGCAUAAUGCAGUGGCGCGAAUUGGCCUUGAAACCAAUUCAUCAGGAGAUGCUUCAUGAGGAAAGGAAAAAGCUCCCUUGCUACAAUGAAUCUGUGGGCUCAAAUAUUAUGUUCUGGUCUAAUUAUUUUUGUUCAUUUGUUAUCAUGCAGGUGGAUCUACUAAACAUUUGCGUCGGCCAAAGGUGAAACGCCGUGAUGAAGAGUCGUCUCUGAGUGACCCCUUAACUCCGAAGAAAGGAAAAACUUGUUUGGCAGGUAGAAUGAGGGUAUAUCUAUAAGCGUACCUGGUAACCCCCACCCCCCAACCCCAUCUUCUUUUCCCCCGUUUUUGUAAAAUAAAAAUGCGUGGAUCCAGCAAAAUGGCAUCAAUAGUUGCAAUACGUACUACUCGCUAUCCCCUCAUCUUGACGCUUUGAUGUGAUGUCUUUAUGUUUGUAGUCAAGCAAGGAGUUUUCAGCGGCGAAAAUUCAGAGUGGCUUUACCCAAGUUGCUUAUUGUAUGGAAAAGAUUUUUUUAAAGCUUUUCGCUCGAUCGCAAAGUAGAGAUAUAAAUGGUAUGUCACCAAAUCCGUUUGCGUGGCGAUGACAGUUUUCGCUACUAGCUGGAAAAAAAACAAGAAAUCCUCUGUUCUCGUAGGAGUGGAUUUUUUUGUGUUAAAUUAUGCACAGUAGGGUUGCAUAAUGCUAUGGCACGAAUUUGCUUUGAAACAAAUUUCAUGAAGAGUUGUCUCCGAGUGACGCCUCAACUCCUAUGGAAAGAGGUAAAGUGAGGACAUAUCUAUGGGCGUGCCUGUUAACCCACACCCCCCAACCCCAUCUUCUUUCCCCCCGCCUUUGUAAAAUAAAAAUGCGUGGAUCCAGCAAAAUGGUAUAAAUAGCUGCGAUACGUACAACUCGUUAUCCCCUCAUGUUGAUGCUUUGCUGUGAUGUCUUUAUUUUUGUAGUUAAGCAAAGAGUUCCCAGUGACAAAGAUUUAGAGAGGCUUUCGCAGAAACUCGAUAAAUGGAAGACAGUCGGGCGUCGUCUUGAAAUUGAGGAGGCAAGAUUAACGGCGUUUGACAAUGAAAAUAGGGAAUGGUCUGAAAAAAUCUACAAAAUGUUAUUACAUUGGAAAGAGAGGAAUGGCUCAGCUGCAACAUACACGGUCCUACAUGAUGCAUUGUGUCAUUCAUUGGUUAAUCGCACAGAUUUAGCCGAGCAAUUUAGCACUGGUAAUAUAUCACUAAUUUUGCAAUUCAACAAAAAUACAAUUACCUGCAAAGUAUAGUGCCAAACUCUCAGACACCAUGCUUUUUGGCCACUGUAUCUUUUAUGUACGUUUUUGACAGUGCCUCGAAACUGGAAAAGUGUCGCUUCAUUUGUCGGUAGCCAAAUCAAAGCGAAGGAAGAUCAUUUGAUGCGUUUGUAUAUUUUUAUGUAGUUUUCUGGUAGCGCAAAAUUCACUCACCACUUAACUGCCAACCGUAAGCGUAAGGCUGCCAGUAUUUCCUCCUGCUUUUUAGGCUUUGGUAUCCAUUGAUCGUAAGAAACGAACUGGUGAGUUUUAUUUCAUCAGAGAUAAAUUUUUCGAUGAAUACACAAACUUCCUAUUUUAACGACCAUGUCUUUGUACACUAGCACUAGCUUUCUACACUGGUUUUUUCCAAUUACUUUGCUCGAAUUUUAAAAAGACAAGUUAAUGAUAGGUCACCAAACUCGAAAAAAAAGGCCUCCCUAUCAUGUGUAAAACGAUAUAUAUAACAUGUAGGGAUGCGUAACGCAAUCGCACGAAAUGGUCCUAAACGAGGGAAAAACCUUAAAACUUUUAAGCGGAAAGUUUUCAUUUUUAGUGAAUGUCUUUUUUUUCCCGCCAAGUUGCUAAUUGUAUGGAAAAUAUUUUUUCAAGCUUCUCGCUCGAUAUGCAAGAGAUAUAAAUGGUAGGUCACCAAAUCCGUUUACAUGGCGUUGACAAUUUUUCAUCCUGGCAGAAUAAAAAGAACAAGAAAUCUUCUGUUCGCGUAUGUUGGCGUGCAUAUUUCGUGUAAAAUGAUGCACAUGACACAAAGUGGCCUUGAAACAAAUUCCUCGGGAGACGUGGUAUGAGGAAAGGAAAUAGCUCCAUUGCUACAAGGAAUCUGCUGGCUCAAAAAAAUCUGGUCUAAUUUUUUUUUUUGCAUUUGUUGUCAUUUAGGUGAUUCUAGCAAACAUUUGCGUCGGCCAAAGGUGAAACGCCAUGAUGAAGAGUCGUCUCCGAAUGAUGCCUUAACUCCGAAGAAAGGAAAAACUCGUGUCGCAGGUAAAGUGAGGAGAUAUCUAUGGGCGUGCCCGUUAACCCCCACACCCCCAAAGAUUUAGAGUGGCUUUACCCAAGCUGCUUAUUGUAUGGAAAAGGUUUUUUUUAGAGCUUUCCGCUCGAUCGCAAAGUAGAGAUAUAAAUGGUAUGUCACCAAGUCCGUUUACGUGGUGAUGACAAUUUUUCUUAGUGGCUAAAAAAAAAAAGAACAUGACAUAUUAUGUUCGCGUAUGUGGAUGUGCAUUUUUCGAGCCUAAUGAUGCACAGUAGGGAUGCAUAAUGCAAUGGCACAAAUUGGCCACAAUAAAUCUGUUGGCUCAAAUAAAAUGUUCUGUUCUAAUUAUUUUGUUACAUUCGUUAUCAUGCAGGUGGUUCUACUAAACAUUUGCCUCCGCCAAAGGUGAAAGGCCGUGAUGAAGAGUCGUCUCCGAGUGACGCCUCAAUUCCAAAGGAAAGAGGUAAAAUGAGGACAGGUCUAUGGGCGUGCCCCGCUAACCCCACCCCCCAACUCCAUCAUCCUUCCCCCUGCCUUUGUAAACUAAAUAUGCAUGGAUCCAGCAAAGUGGCAUGAAUAGAUGCAAUACGUACUACUCGCUAUCCUCUCAUCUUGUUACUUCGCUGCAAGAAGUUACCAGCGACGAAGAUUUAGAGAGGCUUUCGCAGAAACUCGAAAAAUGGAAGAUGGUCGGGCGUCAUCUCAAAAUUGUGGAAGUAAGAUUAACGGCCUUUAACAAUGAAAAUAGGGAAUGGUCUGAAAAAAUCUAUGGGCGUGCCCGUUAACCCCCACCCCCAAACCCCAUCUUCCUUCCCCCUGCCUUUGUAAAAUAAAAAUGCGUGGAUCCAGCAAAAUGGCAUGAAUAGAUGCAAUACUUACUACUCGCUAUCCUCUCCUCUUGAUACUUCGCUGCAAGGAGUUACCAGCGACGAAGAUUUAGAGAGGCUUUCGCAGAAACUCGAAAAAUGGAAGACAGUCGGGCGUCAUCUCGAAAUUGUGGAAGCAAGAUUAACGGCGUUUAACAAUGAAAAUACGGAAUGGUCUGAAAAAAUCUACAAAAGGUUAUUACAUUAGCAAGAGAGGGAGGGCUCAGCUGCAACAUACUCAUAAGACACCUAGAAUCUCCCGCCUUACCCCUCCCCGCCUUUUAGCCCAACCCCUAUUUUAUAAACCACACACAACCCAAUCGGUCCAACGAGGGGCUAGUGUUCGAAUUUAAGCCUUGGAAACUCAUAGUUACUACAAUACUUGAGGUUUUCCCUAAUGUUUGUCUAAAUAAUAAUUUCACUCCCACAGUGCAAAUCAAUAUAUUUUUUUAAGAUUUUUGUGUAGCGGAGCAAACAAUAGCCUCGAUUACCAGCCGCUGUUCGUGAAAUGAGCCCACGCUUCUCUCCUUCACGUGACGAAAGACUCGUGAAUUAGGGGCAAAUCGAACCCCCAACAUCUCUCCCAAAAAAAAAAAAAAAAAAAAAAAAAAAAAAAAAACACCGUAGUGAGCUGAUAGUGAAAAUGUGAAUACUUAUCUUCGGAAUUAAAGAGUGACGUCGUCAAAGUUACAAAUUACAGAUGGAAAGAAUUAUUCUCCUUAUUGUUCAAAAACCCUUCUCGAGUGAUUUUCUUUUCGAUGUGGGAGAAAGAGAAUUUUUACCAAGCUACUUGUUUUUUUGUUACAGACUCGUCUGUAACAGAAUUUUGGGAAUGGUGCCGGAAUCAGUUGAGGGCGUUUUACAACACCAUGUGUCAAGUGAAAAUAACACCAUGGGACCCAGACAACACGGUACACAUUGAUAGCAUUUACAUACAAGUAACGUUUUUACAAGACCACAGGAAACCUGACGGGACAACGAAAAAAAAGCUGGGAGACAGCAGUGAAGUAUUUGAAGGUGACGAAGAUCAUCCCAUCCGUAGACGAAUUCUGGUGUACGGAAGACCUGGAAUAGGAAAGUCUACUUUCACUCAAAAAGUAGCUGUGGAUUGGGCAAAUGGCAGAAAGAAGAUCCUCAAAAAGUUCAAUCUUUUACUGUUAAUCAGGUUACGAGACGUUUGUGGUAUUUCGGACCUCAGUACCAUAUUAAAAACAGCGGAACUGUUGUCUGCUGAUGACCCGAUGGCAGUCAAUAACUUGUGUGAAUAUGUCCGUCAGAACCAAGAGAAAGUGCUGCUCAUUUUGGAUGGAUAUGAUGAGUACAGCGGUGGAAAAUCAUCCAUAAUUCACCAGAUUUGGAGAGGCAGUCAACUGAGAGACUGUUGUGUAACGAUCACAACGCGGCCAGUGAAAGAGGAUGAGCUUAGAGUGCCAAGUCACGCUCAGUUUGAACUUAACGGGUUCGAUAGCUGGGAACAGAAGAAACAGUUUGCAAGUAAGAUUCUUCCUGAUGAGGAGGACGUUAAAGGGCUACUUGAAUACCUGGAGGAGCAUGACCUUGAGGAGAUGGCAGAGAUUCCGCUAUUGUUGUUGAUGUUGUGUCUUCAGUGGAAGAAGAAAAAACCUCAAUUACCAACAUCUCGUGCGGAAAUUUACGUAGAAUUUAUUCAGACUCUCUUGAAUCAUAUGGCUACUAAAGACUCGGAAGACGUCGCAACAGAUGAAAGCAUAGAUAAAUAUCAAGAGGAACUUUCCAAAAUAGGAAAACUUGCCUUUGAUGCUCUUUUGGAGGACUGCCUUCAUUUUGACUUCACCAAAUUUCCGCAUGGUGAUCUCUUCGAGAAGCUUAUUCAUGUCGGUUUUUUCCAAGUUUCCAAACUUUCUGCUUGGAACCGUGAGAAGAUCGUGUAUUUUCUCCACAAGUCCGUUCAGGAGUUUCUCGCCGCCUGGUUCAUGGUUCAAGAACUGAAGGUUAAGAAGAAUGAAACCGUCACCUUCUUGUCGGGAAUGGAUACGUUUAAAAAAUCAAGAAAGAUGGCUGAAGUUCUGAAAUUCGCUUGUGAGUUGUCAUCAGAUGCUGUCGGCAUUGUUUUUGAUCAUCUACGUUAUGUCGGAGAGAAAGAAGGUCUCACAAAUUACAAUUUCACUAGGACGCCUUCUGUUCAUGAUUUGUCAGGUGAACAAUACGAGUUUAUUCUACUCUGUGUCGAUUGUUUGUUCUGUUGUCCGGCCUCAAACAGACCAGCUGUGUAUUCUGCAUUUCUCUCUCGUGUUAACCAUGUUGUAAUACUUGAUGAGAAACACUCGUCUAUUGCUGCUAAAACGCACUUCUUCAAUAACACCGACAGCUUUCCAAACUAUUUAUUUUGCUCACGUUGGAACACUAAUUAUGAUGAUCUUCUAUCCAUAUGGUUUGACUUGAACGCGGUCGUUUUAACGUGCUCUGGAGAAAUUGAAGAUGUAAAAAAAUACGCCGAUUUACGCGAUGCGGACUUUUUCCUCAAAAAAAGCGAAAAGAGAAACUUUAUCUAUCUUCGUUGCAUAACAAAUCCUGUAUUACACUUUAACCUGCUUUCUGAAUUGAUCUCAGCGCCGGUUUGUCCUUCUCAGCCACCUGUGGAUAAUCUGGGAAAGAAUAAAGACAACAACAUUGCGCUUUCUUUGACUGAGAACAGAUCUGACCAGACGCAACAACAUUGUGUGUCACUGGUGAGAGAGGUUGAUUUAUCGGUGAAAAAAGUUGAGGAUUUUGUUCUGUUGAAGAACUUGUUGCCUUUAGUAACAGCUCCUCGAGAUAUUGCUAUAUGGGGGAGCGUGACAGAUGCCUUGGAAGGUAAUUCGAUUGAGAACGCGAUUCACAGAAUUAAUUUUACUGACAAUCUCCACAGUUUAAAACUUCGUGGUAUCAAUCUAACAGCAAAGUGUGCUGCUUUUAUUGCUGAGUCACUGCACCACUCUCCAAACUUGCAUGAGCUCUGCUUGUCAAGGAACCCCUUACACAGCGGUGUGAGUCAUUUGGCUGAGAAUCUUCAUCACGUGCCACAGUUGACUGAGUUAGAGUUAGUUGAAGUACAAAUGGGAGAAAAGGAAUGUGCUGCACUGGUUUCCUCACUACAGUACUUAAAAAAGUUAGAAAGACUGGAUAUGUCAAACAAUGCACUGGGUCACGGGAUUAUUGAACUGGCCAGGAACCUGAAUAGUGUACCCAAUCUGACUUGGCUGAAACUACUGGAUACAAAUAUAGAUGAAGAUGAAGCAUCAGCACUGGCUUGUGCACUAAAGGAUGUACCAGAGCUGAGCAUUCUUAGUCUAGGGUCCAAUCCACUUGGCAGAGGAGUCAUGGACCUGGUCCAGCAUCUCUGCAGUGUUCCUAAGCCGAAGAAGGACCUAUCCCCGUGCCUGGAUGGUGUUCAAAUGACAAAGUUGACUGACUUACAGUUACACAGCGGUGUGAGUCAUUUGGCUGAGAAUCUUCAUCACGUGCCACAGUUGACUAAGUUAGAGUUAGCUGAAGUACAAAUGGGAGAAAAGGAAUGUGCUGCACUGGCUGCCUCAUUACAGUACUUAAAGACAUUAGAAGAACUGGAUAUGUCAGGCAAUGCACUGGGUCACGGGAUUAUUGAACUGGCCAAGAACCUGAACAGUGUACCUACUCUGACCAAACUGGACCUGGAGAACACAAAUAUGGGUGAAGAUGAAGCAUCAGCACUGGCUCGUGCACUGAAGGAUGCACCAGAGCUGAGAUAUCUUAGUUUAAUGUCCAAUCCACUUGGCAGAGGAGUCAGGGACCUGGUCCAGCACCUCAGCAGCGUUCGUAAACUGAAGUCCCUGGAUCUGGAUGGUGUUCCGAUGACAAAGACAGGGCUUAAAAUGCUGUUUUCAACCUUAAAUGGAAGAGAAAUUACAUUGUAUACCGAUUACCAUGUAAGUGUCUCGUUCUUGUUUCACUUAGUCGUAUCUAAUUUUUAUUUUGGUUCUCUUCAGAUUACACUUGUUAUUGUUUCCAGCAAGUUGCUUUGGAGACAAUUUAUUGGAGUAGUCUGCAUGGGAAAGAAUGUAGACAUCAGGAACAGUCACUGUUUUCGACAUUUACUAUUUCUAUGUUGUGACAACAGGAGCCAUUGUUGGGGAUGGCGGAGACCGUAAACAGCCCAUGUUAAGUACUUUAAUGGUUCAUGUAUUGCUUCUUUAACUAUGGUUUCCAGAAAAAUAUGUUUAAGAUUAAAUUAAGACAGAAACAAAUUUAGCUUUGAAAACUUUGAUAUUAUUUAUUUACAGACAGUAGUUUCCAGUAUAGUUGAUGCUUGAUUACUGAAACUUCAUUGAAAACUUUGGGAGUUCGAUUCCUUCGAGUUCAUUCGAUUGGCCCUUCGGUUUUGGCGAAAUCUUGUAGAGAAAUCUUUUGUAGCUAUGCCUUACAUAAGAGAGAGAAAAAAAGAUGAAUUGUGAGAAUUUUUCUCGGACCAAACUUCUUUGCGCAAUGUUAAUUUUUGAAAUUUUUGGCUUGUGUUGUUAUUAUGGGAUGCUUUCUUUUGGGUUUGAUUAUGUGACGUGAAAUUACUGUUAACCUAUACAUGCUUUGGAUUCGAUGACGUUGUUCCCUACGAUCUGUACCAGUAUCUAUUCGCUUUUAUUAACAGGAAGCGUUUACCCAACAAAAUAGAAAGAACCAAACAAAAAAGGUUUUUUCUUGUGUUAAAUCCAAAUGCGUGUUUUGAAAAGCGAAAAUCAUGUUGAUUCUAUUGUCAUCAAUUUACGUUUUAAAGGUUUGUACUGAUGAUAGGAAAUAAUUCACCAAAAGUUGUCGGUGAAAUGAUUAACAUCCAAAAAGAAACUGACACGGUGCUAUAAUUUACUUACACUUAAAUGGUUUCAUUCUUCUUAUUUAUCAGUUGGAUUCUUUUUGUCUUUAGCUGCACUGCCCAUGUUGAGUAACUCCGUCAGAUGCUCGUAGGGCCCUCGGUCGCCUUUGUCAUAGAAGCCUAUUUUUUUUCUUUUAAGAAAAAUUAAAGAAAAACAUUGUAAAUAGCGAAUUUGUUAAAAUGACUAUUUCAAACCUUACACUCUAAAACCUUUUUGGUGUGUUGAACGAAAAUAUAACAUAGAAUAAAGAGCAAAGUACUCCGGGGUUGGUAAUAAGGCAAAAAGAGAUAAUAGCGAGAAGGAAUUGGAAAAGAAGACAGGCGGGCACGAAAUUCAAUGGAUAAAUACAUAUAUAUAUAUAUAUAUAUAUAUAUAUAUAUAUAUAUAUAUUUUUGGAGGGGGAGGGGGGUGGGGAAAUGAGCAAAAAAAUCAAGAAAGUGUUUCACAUGAGUCACCUCUGAUUAGCGCUUCGGCUCGAUGUUCCCAUUCUGUAUCCAAAAUAAGACCAAUAUUACCACGUCCUAAACAAAAUAAAGCGCUUGCACUAGUCGUGAGAAGAAGCCUUUUGGAGGCGAAGUUUCCAUUAACAUCUCAUUCAGCUGAAAGAUCUGGGAAAGACGUUAUGUUAUGGAACCUGUGAAAUUAGCGCUUGAAGAAUGAAGCAUUACUGUGCGUCAGGCGAAAGCGCCCUGCUAGAAAACAAACGAAAAAUCAAAAGAAAUCAUUUUAAAAGCUUAAACUUUAUAGGCGCGACCCGUGACACGCGGCUACUAGUCAAACUCGGCACUGCGCUAUAAUUUACUCGCUCUUAAAUGGUUUCCUUAUUCUUAUUUAUCAGUUGGAUUCUUUUUUAAGUGUCUCGUAUAUGAUUCAAAUGGUUUUGUCAGAAAAGUAUGGUUACAUUGAGAGGAGAGUUCUUUACUUUUGGGAAAGUCAAGGAAAACAUUACAUCGAGGACUCCGGGUCAUCAAAAAGAAAUAUUUAGGGUUGUCUGUCUUUCAAUCGUGUAACAAUUAUGUUGGUUGAGAGGUGAACUGGAGUAAAACCCGUUGCGUGUAGUCGAGCAAGGUUGGAAAAUUGUUAAAUCGUUGAUUUACUCUCGGGAAGACAAUAACUUAGCUAAUACUUUGUUUGUGGAAAAUUAAUAAUUUCAAAGAUAUUAGACAGUUUUCCUCCCCCUAAAAAAGUUAGUAUUUAUUGUAAUUUAUGUGUUUGUUUGUAAACCUUCACCUCAUCUUAAUCGUCAGGGAGCAUUGUUUUUUGUUAUUUGUAACUGAGAUCGUUUUCUUCGUUGUAAAAUGAUCUUAGUCACUUGUAGCUAUUUGAAUUCAAAAGUGAAUGUCCUCUUUUACUGCUCGCUAUAUGGACUAAUAUCUUUGAUUGCGAGAAAUAUUUAUCUUGUGUGUUAAAAUGUAAGUUGAGUGUUACAUAGAAAUUAAUGAAACAGGUGUAUUUUGCCAUAGCGAAGGAAACGUAAUAUUCCGAUAUACGUGGGGAGAAUCAAGAUCCUUUAGAUAUUUAUCUGGUGUAAAAAUGCCAGUUGAGAGUUUCACAUAAUUGGUGCUGUGGUUGAUGUUGUGUCCUUUUUUUCUCCUGUGAUAGGAAGUUGAAAGGAAAGGUGGAGAGUGGAUCAAUCGACUUCUUACAGAAGCUGAGCUGAAAAAAGAAGGAAUAAGGUUCAGAAAAGAGCCAUAUGAUGAUGACGAUGACGAUGAUGAUGAUGGUGAUGAUGAUGAUGAUGAUGAUGACGAAAGUGAGGAUGAUGACGAUGAUGACGAUGACGAUGAUGAUAAUGGCGAAGAUGAAGAUAGUGAGCAUCUCGAUGAUGAUGAUGAUGAGGAUGAUGGCGAUGAUGAAGUUAGUGACGAUCUCGAUGAUGAUGAUGAUGAUGAAAAUGAGUAAGCGCUCAGAAAAAACGUUUCUGUGGCAACUGAUUUAGCGAGAAGUGAGAAGAUUAAUAUUUCAGAAUAUAAUCCAUCAAAUAUUUUUGCUUGCGCGCGCGGGAUUGGUCUAAAUGCAUCACGUAACCGAAUAUACAUCAGCUAAAACUGGAGAAUAUCCGUGAAUAUACCCUAAGUAAUAUUCCUCAAUUUUCAAACCUUAACGUCCACAACAAAAGUAGUCUUCGUUUUAAAUUUAAUUCAAGAUUAUUAUCUGUUGCUCUAAGCUCUCACUUUUCCUCGAGCUUCACUCUCGGAAACUGUUCGCAUCUCGGAACAGAUCAAGUCCGAACAGCAACAAAAACAAAAACCACCAUGAGUGUUACAUAGAAAUUAAUGAAACAGGUGUAUUUUGCCGUAACGAAGGAAACGUAAUAUUCCGAUAUACGUGGGGAGAAUCAAGAUCCUUUAGAUAUUUAUCUGGUGUGAAAAUGCCAGUUGAGAGUUUCACAUAAUUGGUGCUGUGGUUGAUGUUGAGUCCUUUUUUUGUCCUGUGAUAGGCAAUUGGAAUAGUAGAUGAAAGGGUGAUCAAUCGACUUAGUACAAAAGCUGAGCUGAAAAAAAAAGGAACAAGGUUCAGAAAAGAGCCAGAUGAUGAUGUUGAUGAUGAUGAUGAUGAUGAUGAUGACGAUGACGACGACGAUGAUGAUGAUGACGAAAGUGAGGAUGAUGACCAUGACGAUGACGAAGAUGAAGAUAGUGAGCAUCUCGAUGAUGAGGAUGAUGGCGGUGAUGAAGAUUGUGACAAUCUCGAUGAUGAUGAUGAAAAUGAGUAAGCGCUCUGAAAAAAGGUUUCUGUGGCAACUGAUUUAGCGAGCAGUAAAAAGAUUGAUAUUUCAGAAUAUAAUCCAUCAAAUAUUUUUGCUUGCGCGCGCGGGAUUGGUCUAAGUGCGUCACGGACCGAAUAUACAUCAGCUAAAACUGGAGAAUAUCCGUGAAUAUACCCUAAGUAAUAUUCCCCAAUUUUCAAACCUUAACGUCCACUACAAUAGAAGUCUUCGUUUCAAACUUAAUUCAAGAUUAGAGGGCGUUUGGUGUUCUUACAGAAGAAAGGACAUGUUUUUGUGUUCAUACAGCUGUACCAGCGAACACUGAAAAGUGAACAUCCUACGUAAUAAACGGUGAACUGGUCGUAAACACUUUCCCCGCGCGUUGCAAAAGUAAUUGAAGAAAGAAAAACACAAUAACCUCUAUUUUGCGCAAAAAUAUUCUCGUAUAGUUGUCCUUAAACAUUAUCUGUUUCUCUAAGCUCUCACUUUUCCUCGAGCGUCACUCUCGGAAACUGUUCGCAUCUCGGAACAGAUAAUGUCCUAACAACAACAAAAACAAAAACCAUCGUGCAUGUAUUUGCGCCAAAUAAAGACUAUUGUUUAUUUAGAAUUUCGGAAAUUGCUGGACGUAUUUCCCGUCUCUUACGGCGCUAUAUCUUUAUUUCAGCAUAACGUAUUGGAGUAGCGUCCAGUUCGAAUUGGAAACUUAGAUAAUUUUCCGACGGUAUUUCCCUUCUAAGAUCACGAAAAUUUUGGUGAUUUCACGUUGUUGUUUUGCAGUGGACGGCUUAGAAAUGAACAGAGUUUUAAAACGCACGCGCUGAGCUAAUGUUCUGCCCAUUAUUCAGAUCUUUUGUUUUGCCACAUCCUCAUUGCCGUUGUCGUGGUUUCCUGAAGUUCCCAAGUUUUUAGUCCCGCGUGAAACGUCUUAUAUUGUAACCGGAAAUGCAAGUUCUUUUCAGCAUUAAAGUACCGUGUUGUUACCCAGUUUUUUUGCCGAUCAGAACGCGAAACGAAUUUCUUAGGAUAUCAGAGUGAAAUAGUUUAGCAUACAUCCCAAAAGUGACUUUUUUACGCGGAGAAAGAUAGGCCCCUCUAUUUGUCUGUGCCAGUCUCCUUUUAUGGAGACGGCCAAAAAAGGGGUAAGCUGAGACAUUGGAGGUCUCGGGAAGAGUGAGAGUAGCUUCCUUUCCUGCCCAAACCCCAAUUUUCACUCUCCCAAUAAUUCGAACUUUUCAACCAACUGAGACCCUGGCAGAAGACAAGCUCAAGUUUUUCAAGUUAAUUGAUUCAAAUUACGCAACUCAAUUAAUUCAAACUUAUUAAUUCAAUUAAUACUAUUGAUUCUAAAUAGCUGACAAGCUCAUUUUGUCCUCACAAAAAAAGCCGACUUUGAGAAAAGGAACAGAUGAAUGAUUCCUUGAGCUUGGAUCAGUUCACAGGCAGCGUUGUGCUUUCAAGUAGGCUUAUUUUGUGAUGCUUUACAUUGAUGAUGCUUGAAACUGGAGAUGUAUGGAAAAUCUUUCGUGAUCAGAAAAGUUUAAGUCGAUAUUUGGUGUUACAAACUUUAAAAGUGCUUGUUCGUCUCACUUGUCACUGUAAAUAGCAAUUUAGUACGUCAAUUUUUACCCAACGUUGUCACUUUUUUUACCCUUAC